Formica exsecta is the source of this 1497-nucleotide messenger RNA. RefSeq lists its product as uncharacterized. Bases 1 to 1497 code for a protein of 498 amino acids. The transcript has 2 exons. NCBI's taxonomy places the organism in Eukaryota, Metazoa, Arthropoda, Insecta, Hymenoptera, Formicidae. The record is from RefSeq and is a predicted model, not a curated record.
AUGCGUACUCUUCAACAACUCGCCAGCGACGAAGAGCAGCGAUAUCCUAUAGGAGCAUCCGUUAUCCGCAGCGACGUCUAUAUGGAUGACGUCCUCACAGGUGCCGCCAGCUUCGAUGAGGAGCUUCAACGCCAGCUGAAGCAGGACUCUGCACGGCGGGCGGCUUCCCUCUACGGAAAUGGUCGGCGAACGAGUCUUCUAUACGUGCGGAAGUGCCUAUCGAACAUCAAAUGCAACGCGAGCCUCGGGCCUGGCGACCACACGAAACCCACGCCACACUCGGAUUUCAAUGCGCGACUCUUCGACCCGCUAGGAUGGCUGACGCCCGCUGUUGUGAACUGUAAAAUCGCCUUUCAGGCUACCUGGUUGCAAGGCAUCGACUGGGACGACCCCCUCGACGAAGCAUCCGCCAAACGGUGGCAAGAUUAUCAAAACGAGCUUCCCCUGCUAGAACAAAUCCGGAUACCUCGGUGGAUCGGCCCGCGCUCGCUCGAUGGCGAGGCUGAGCUCCACGGGUUCGCCGACGCUUCCGAGCGUGCCUAUGCUGCCGUCAUUUACCUGAGGACCGAAAUCAACAAUGAGUGGCACACUUUCUUGAUAGCCGCUGAAACUAAAGUCGCUCCUAUUCGACAGAUUACUCUACCUCGUCUAGAACUCAGCGCUGCCGCUCUCUUCGCCCGGCUUGCUGCCCACGUUCGGACAACGCUCUACUUAUCGAAGACCCCAAUGCACCUGUGGUCGGACUUCACGGUCGCUCUAGGUUGGAUACGGGGACAUCCCUCACGCCGGAAGAAUUAUGUCGCCAACCGCGUGGCCAAAAUCCAGACUACUGUUCCCGGCGCUCUAUGGCACCACAUCCCUGGACGGGAUAAUCCAGCUGACUUCGCCUCACGAGGACUUUCUCCUGGUGAACUGGUAAAUCAUCAUCUAUGGUGGCAAGGACUCCCGUGGUUCCAGCUUGGGGAAUCUUCUUGGCCCGUUUCAAGCGGGCUGGUUACUUAUGAGAAUCUGCUCGAAGAACGAACCCGCGUUCAUGUGGCCGAAGCUCAGCCUUCGUCUGGCGAAGAACCCGCUGAGUUGCUGCGGUUCUCUUCCUACCAUCGACUGCUGCGUGUGACAGCGUGGUGCCGACGAUGGCUCCCGCAACGAGGAAAUGCCGGUCCAGCGGCGGACGAGGCUGAGCAACUCUCCGGUAAUGUUUUAUCGACAGCAGCGCUGGAGGACGCACGCCUAUUGUGGCUCCGGCUGGUCCAAUCUACCAAGUACAAGGACGAACUAAAGGCCAUACGAAAGGGCCGCGGACCGGGUAAAUCUAGUCCACUUAUAAGACUCAGUCCUUUUCUAGAUCGCCAGGGCAUCCUCCGCGUCGGAGGACGUCUCAAGCACGCCAUCCUGGAUUACGAUGAGCGCCACCCCAUCAUCCUGCCUAGCGAGUCGACGUUCAGUCGAUUAAUAGUCGAGGCGUGCCACCGGCGCUGCACGGCGGAGUACAGAUGA